Hyphopichia burtonii NRRL Y-1933 is the source of this 1122-nucleotide messenger RNA. It is a transcript of the gene PRP42, whose product is annotated as mRNA splicing protein. NCBI's taxonomy places the organism in Eukaryota, Fungi, Ascomycota, Pichiomycetes, Serinales, Debaryomycetaceae. Gene Ontology annotation, cellular component: commitment complex; U2-type prespliceosome; U1 snRNP. Gene Ontology annotation, molecular function: protein binding. The record is from RefSeq and is a predicted model, not a curated record. The annotation marks the transcript as partial. The transcript has a single exon. Gene Ontology annotation, biological process: RNA processing; mRNA 5'-splice site recognition.
CUUUGCCUAUUCAUGUCAUCUUGGGAAUCCACGUCGCUUGCCCUUUUGGCAGACCCCGAUAACUUCUCCCUCUGGCAACAGCUCAUCCAUACCUCGUCCAACCUAGAAUUAUCCAGAUCCUCCUAUCAAUCACUUCUCUCAAAAUACCCCCUCUUAUACAAAUACUGGUGUGGUUGGGCAGAGUUGGAGUUCAAGUCCCACCACUACGAAGAAGCUUGUACUGUCUACCAAAAGGCCUUGGUGGAAUUACCCUACUGUAUUGAAUUAUGGAUAAGUUACUUGAAUUUUAAAAUUAAUACAAUUUCAAAUAACCUAUUGGAUAUUUUGAAUAUUUUUGAAUCAGCCAGAUCAAAAAUAGGCCUUCAUUUCUAUAGUAACGAGUUUUACCAACUCUACUUGGACUUUUUAACUCAUUACUCGAAUUUCGAUAAUGAUAAAUAUAACUUUAAACUGAAAAAACUUCUCCUAUUAAGAAUGAUUAUCGAGAUCCCUUGCUACAAUUACCAAAGCAACUUUGAAGCCUUUCUCACUUGCCUAAAUGAUGAAGUAACUUUCCAAGAUUUACCCAAUCUUAUUCCUGAACAUGACCUUUCCCAUUUGAAACAAAUUUAUAAAAAUGAUUUAAAACUGGUGAAAUCAAAAUUGAAAACUAUUUUUACUAAUACUUAUAUAACCACUCAGUUUAAAACUUAUCAAUUAUUCAGAUUUGAAAAAAAAUUCUCCCAUCUUAAUUUCAUCCCUGAUAGUUCUAUUUCAAUUAACGAAUUCAAUAAUUGGUUAAACUACUUGGAUUUUAUCCAGUUAAAUAAGUUUUCAAAUGGUUUCGUCAUCUUGGCUUAUGAACGUUGCCUACUUGCAAACUCAACUAAUCCAAAAAUUUGGUUAAGAUAUUCCGAUUAUUAUAUAUCAAAAAAUAAAUUCAACUCUAGUAAACAAAUCUUAAACCGAGGAAUUAAAUUAUCAAAUAAUAUUCAAACCCUACUAAUCAAAUUAAUCGAUUUGGAAAUUUAUACUAAAAAUAUUUUGAAAGCAAAAAAUUUAUGUUUAAACUAUUUGAAAAAAAAUUACAACAUUCCUUUACAAAUUUAUGAAAAAUUAAUCAAUUUAGAACAUUUAAUUAAU